GCUACGUCAGGCGUUGUCCCCCCCCGCCAGCCAUGCGUAUUGAGCUUGUUGUUGGGUUGGUUGUUAUGACUGGACGAGGCCUCGGACUAAAUUAGGAGAGAAACCCCAAAUCUCCCCCGUCGCCGCCCCGGGACACCCGCCAUGGAGGGCAUGGACAUUGAUUUGGACCCGGAGCUCAUGCAGAAAUUCAGCUGCAUGGGCACCACUGACAAAGACGUGCUCAUAUCCGAGUUCCAGAGACUGCUUGGGUUCCAGCUGAACCCUGCCGGCUGCGCUUUCUUCCUGGACAUGACAAACUGGAACCUGCAGGCAGCCAUCGGCGCGUAUUACGACUUCGAGAGCCCCAACAUCAACGCGCCCUCCAUGUCCUUUGUGGAGGACGUGACAAUCGGGGAGGGGGAGUCCGUGCCCCCUGACACAGAGUUCACCAAGACCUGGAGGAUACAGAACACAGGCUCAGAGUCCUGGCCCCCGGGGGUGUGUCUGAAGUACGUGGGUGGGGACCAGUUUGGUCAUGUGAACAUGGUGAUGGUGCGGCCUCUGGAGCCUCAGGAGGUGUGUGAGGUCAGUGUGCAGAUGCGCAGCCCUGCCGCGCCCGGCAUGUACCAGGGCCAGUGGAGGAUGUGCACGGCCACCGGACUCUUCUACGGGGACAUGAUCUGGGUGAUCCUGAGCGUGGAGGUGGGCGGUCUCCUGGGCGUGACACAGCAGCUGUCGUCGUUCGAGACGGAGUUUAACACGCAGCCGCACCGCAGCGUGGAGGGGGACUUCAACCCCUUCGCCUCGCCGCAGAAGAACAGACACCCCUCCAGCGAGAGCAGCCUGAAAGACCCGGGGGGGCCCUGGAGCGACGGACCCCCCCCAGACAAAAUCCACCAGGAGCAAAACGGACUGUCGCACAACUCUGUAAAUAUAACGGCAAACGGUCUCCAAAACAACCUGUCGGUAGUGACAUACGGCCAGGUACGUGCGUGCGGAUCGGGGGAGACUCUGGAGUGGGCGGAGUCCUGAAACUUUCUCAACAAGCAUUUUAUUUGGUUGUUUUAGUAGAUGUUUGUCUUUUUUGCUUUUUUUAAUAAUGUCUUGGAAAAUUCGCACUAUUCUUGUCUCACUAUUAAGGUCAUAUUGGUGUUGAGACUAAUAUUUAAUCAGAUUUCCAGUAAGUGAUGCCCAGUUGUUUCUCUCUCCCAUGAGUCAGUCACAACUAGCACCUCUGUAGAUGUGUGUGUACUGUCAUUCUUCCAUAUUGACUAAAAACAAGAAUGAAAUUCCUCACCAAGAAUAUUUUUAUCCAAAACUCCCCCAGAAUAAAGGAGCAUGAUGCAAAUUUUCCCAUCGUUAUUUUUAUCCCUACAAAGAGUGUUGUUGUUUAUAGUUUUCAUAACUGCUGGCCUUGUUCAAUAUUCCAACUACAGCCUUUGAAUUCCACACUGGAGACAAACACAGUGUGUCUGUGAGCAGGGCCACUCGUUUACAGAUGCAACUGAUGUGAUUUGAGGCCUACUGACUGGGCCACUGACCGGGGUCCAAAGUUUGAGCCACACACACCCGGUACCCUCCAAGGCUCCAUUCGCUUACAUUCGCUUACAUUUUGAGGCCUUUCAUUACGUUAUAUUGCAGUCAUUUAGCGACCUACAAUGAAGUGCAAAUCAGACCCAGGGGCAAAUGCGCUGAAAACCCCAGAGGGAAGUACGGUUCCAAGUGCUAGAGCGAUCGCAUGGUUACAAACAUGGAGUUUCCCCUUCAUACAGCAGGAAAUGUAUACAAUGCCAGUUAAGAGGUGGGCUAACAGACUCAAGCAUCUGCACCCAGGACUCUGACCUCUGAACUCUGACCUCUGAUAAAGCAGGACUCCUGUUGUGUCACAUUUCUCCCUACAGAGUAUAAAAUUAUGUCCACAACAGUCUCAAGAGAGAAACUCUGCUGAUUUCCAGGUGGUUUGAAAAAAUGGUAGAAAACAAUGAAAACUUGUGUCUCGCACUGUAUGUAUUCCAGUGCAGUGUGUCACUCGGGAUUUGAUCAGACAACGUGCUGGUGUUUCAGCCCCAAGUCUCUGUCCUGGUUCCUAGAGUAACCCUCCUUCUUUCUCUCUCCCUCUUUCCCUUUCUCUCUCUCUCCCGCAGGGUAUUCAUGGGCCCUAUCCUUUCGGACAGUCUUAAAAGAAGGGGAUCGCCGUCACUGGGCAGUCGCCUUGGGGUCACCCCAAAAAGGGGACAGAGGGGGGUAACAGAAAUUUCAUACUGACACUUGGCCGACCCCCGACCCUUGGCCCCCUACACCCCACCCUCCUCCCCAGACAGCAACAGCGAGGAGAAGAGAACAUUCAGCUGUUUUUGUUCCCUAUAAAUAAUUCAACAUACAUCCACAAGCACCCAAUGUACGCAUGUAUGAAUGCUAAAUUAAAAAGAGUGAUAGAAAUGUUUUAAAAGAGAUGUCAAGUACACAACUUAUUUUUUUUAUUAUUAUUAUUUUGUUUUGUCAUCACGCGAUUAAGUGGAUACUGCUCGAUUGAGACCUAGGGGAGAGCGAGUGUGUGUGUGCUUGUUGCGUGUGUGUGUAUGUGUGUGUAUGUGUGUGUAUGCGUGUGUACGCAUGUGUACGCGUGUGUACACGAGCGCAGGUGUGUACACAAGGGGUGAGAUAGAUUAUGAUGAUGUGAAAAAGCCAUUUAUUUUGCCUGUUGAGUGAUUGGUAGUUUUUGAAUUGAUGUUGGAAAUGUGUUGAAUCUUUUGUCUUUUUUCUUUUUACAUUUUAAUAAUAAUUUGAAAGUGUAUACUCUUUUGGGGGGGAAUUUAUACUGAUGUUUGUUUGAAGUUGUGAUGUGAGUCUUGGGACGCACGUUUAGCAGAAGCUUGUUUCCAGAGUGGCUGACAUGCAUUACAUUUUUUCUACAGUUUGAUAUUUUUGCAGAAGUGGUUCAGUUCAGAUUCAUCACCUUGCACAAGGGUUACCAUACCAGCACCCCAGCCGGGAAUCGAACCCGCAACCUUUGGAAGGCUGUAAUAUCUUCCACACUGCAACGUUGCACAGACUCUUGGGAUUUAUUGUCAUUUUUGUCAAAUCGUGAUUGGAGGUGAUCAUGAGGUUUGUAAGUGUCGCACGCCACGUUUGCCUGAACUGGUUCCAUUGGGCUCCCGGUGUGUGUUUGGCGAGGGUAGACCAGCAGGUGGAGCUGUUUAUCAGAGGACCCAAUCGGGUAAGCGUGUUUCUCAGAUCAGUGUGAACUCACUCUUCCUUUUGUCACCCAGUCAGCUGGGCUUGGGCCUCGCUGCUGUGUUCUGGGCUUUGCCCGGUCCCCGGUCACAUGGUGCUAACUUCCCUGAGUCAGGGCUUACACACGACGCAGACGUGCAGGCACAGGAAGCCACAAGCCGUUAUUGUGCCGUAUCCAAACGUGACCAUAUGCGCUCGGUUGCCCUGAUGGAGGAGAAAUGUGUUCUGUUGCCCUUCAUUUAGUUUGCUUUUUGACUUCAUUUUUCUUGACAGGUCUUGGUUUGUGGAUAUUGUGGAUAAUUGCUCGUAUCAGGGGGAUGGGGGGUGGGGUGUGUUUCUAGGGUGCCAUCUACAGUCCUGCUCUGCUAAAAUGAAAUUCUACUGGUCAUCCACAUUCUAAUAUGCAAUUGAAGAGUUUGUUGGAACCCUGUGAUUAGGGUGUGUUCGUGGUAUCAUGCUCACUCUGUGUAAAAGCAGGAAGCUGCGACAGUGCGUAUGCGCUCAAACCCAUUGAACACACUGAUUUUACUUGUGCACUGAAUAUUCUUUGAACAUUAUGACUCUAUAAUGCAUGUUUUAUUUGCUUCAUGAAAUAUAUCAUUAUAUGGGGUGGUCAGGGAUAUGAGCAGAUUGCAGAUUGUCAUUCUCCAUUUUUCUCCACAAGUUUUCUCCACAAGUUUCACAUAUCAAUUUAACCUUGAUUUUUUAUCAGGCUGGAUUAAGUUUGUGAUCCUUGGUUCCUGCAAGGUGUUCUCCAUGUUCUUGCACUGAAUAAUUAUGUCCCUCUUCGUAUGUGGAUGCUCCGGAAGUAGGUUUGAGGUAGGAAAAGUUUGGGUUCUCUCAGACGGGUCAAAGUUUCUUUUUCUGUGGUUUCCUCCCCUGCAGCAGGUGAGAGAACUUCCUCUCGCCAUCCAGGAGGACUGGUUAUGCCUGGUUUUAGCAGAUUGGCGCUGGGAUUUGUUCUGAUGUAAACUGAUGUCAGACAGGCACCUUGUCCCAAAGAGUAUACACUGAUGCCUUUUUUUGUCUUGUUUUUUUCUUCCUCUUUUUAUUUGGAUUUUUUUGUCCGAGUUUCUGCAGCAUAUUUUGCGUGAGCACGUGUUUGAUUUCUCGCCUAUACUGGUGUUUUUAUUUUCUACUUUUCUGUGUAGCAUUCUGAGCAGGUGAGUCACAAUGAGUGAAGUGGAUGAGUCUUUGUAGAGUUCUAUGAUAGCACAUUUAAGAGAAGAUAAACGAAAAUGUUGAAACAAAGCAGUUUAAAGCCUUUUUCCUGUAUGUAUAAAUGAACAUUUGUAUGAUUAAAUUAACACUGAAAAAUAA
Messenger RNA from Conger conger (European conger), 4533 nucleotides. Its product is annotated as protein ILRUN-like. Gene Ontology annotation, biological process: macroautophagy. The transcript is spliced from 4 exons. Gene Ontology annotation, cellular component: phagophore assembly site. Lineage: Eukaryota; Metazoa; Chordata; Actinopteri; Anguilliformes; Congridae. Bases 142 to 1011 code for a protein of 289 amino acids. Gene Ontology annotation, molecular function: ubiquitin binding. The record is from RefSeq and is a predicted model, not a curated record.